AUGGCUACUCGGACGUUGGAGUCGCGUUUUGAGCGCAUGUCUGUAAAUGACGAGAAUGAGCCUGUCGAAACCGGCAAGCUCUACUCCAAGACCCAGAGCUCGAGCAGACCAAACCUCGUCAAGGUCGCACUCCAGUCCCAGAGCACCAACGCCGUCGCCUCGGUAACGCUGCCCUCGCAGUCCGCACAACGACAUGCGAAAAACCCUGCGUCGCCCACGAGAAAGCCCCUGCCAUCGACUUCGUCGAGGACGUCCGAUGAGGUCACCGAGAUCGAACGCAAGUCGACCAUUUCCAUCAUCGUCGAGCCCUCGACGCCCAAGGUCUUCCACCUGGGCAUGUUUGAGAUCGGCCGGCCCUUGGGUAAGGGAAAGUUCGGCCGCGUGUACCUCGCCAGGGAGCGCACGAGCGGGUUCAUCUGCGCUCUCAAGGUCCUGCACAAGAACGAGCUCCAACAGGGCCGCGUCGAGAAGCAGGUCCGCCGCGAGAUUGAGAUCCAGAGCAACCUGCGCCACCCCAACAUUCUCCAGCUGUACGGGCACUUCCACGACAGCAAGCGCGUCUUCCUCAUCCUCGAGUUUGCCGGCAAGGGCGAGCUGUACAAGCACCUCCGCAAGGAGAGCCGCUUCCCCGAGUGGAAGUCGGCGCAGUACAUUGCGCAGAUGGCCUCAGCCCUGCGCUACCUGCACCGCAAGCACGUCAUCCACAGGGACAUCAAGCCUGAGAACAUCCUCAUGGGUAUCCACGGAGAAAUCAAGAUCUCGGACUUCGGCUGGAGCGUCCACGCCCCUAACAACCGCCGCAACACAAUGUGCGGUACUCUUGACUACCUGCCACCCGAAAUGAUCAAGCCCGGUAGCUCCGACAACUACUAUAAUGAAAAGGUCGACCUAUGGAGUUUAGGUGUCCUCACAUACGAAUUCCUUGUCGGCGAGGCACCCUUUGAGGACACGCCCGUGAUGACGCAAAGGAGGAUUGCUCGGGCUGACAUGACUGUGCCGUCGUUUGUCAGUCCCGAGGCCAAGGACCUGAUCAAGAAGUUGCUCGUUCUCGACCCCGAGAAGAGAAUACCCCUGGAACAGGUCCAAACCCACCCGUGGAUCGUCAAGCACUGCGUAAAGGGCGAGAGAGCCGCCAACCGCGAGAAGAGCUCCUAA
Molecule: messenger RNA, 1155 nt
Organism: Colletotrichum spaethianum
Lineage: Eukaryota; Fungi; Ascomycota; Sordariomycetes; Glomerellales; Glomerellaceae
Product: serine/threonine-protein kinase ATG1
Exons: 3
Coding region: 1-1155 (384 amino acids)
Biological process (GO): regulation of cytokinesis; mitotic spindle organization; protein phosphorylation
Cellular component (GO): spindle microtubule; spindle pole centrosome; chromosome passenger complex
Molecular function (GO): protein kinase activity; ATP binding
Source: RefSeq, a predicted model, not a curated record